AUGAAGGUCUUCGCCAGCAUCCUCGCCAUCGCCGCAGUUGCAUCUGCAGCCGCAACUCCCGACAUGAAGCGUCGUUCUGCCACCCUCGACACUCGUGCCGCAGCAGGACUCUGUGGUCCCCUCGACACUCCCAUGUGCUGUGCCACCGAUGUUCUCGGUGUUGCUGACUUGGCCUGUACCUCUGUCCCUACUACUGUGAACACUACCACUGCCUUUACUGCUUACUGCGCCGAUCAGGGCAAGCAGCCUGAAUGCUGUGUUCUUUCCCUGCUUAACUCUGCUGGUCUUUUGUGCAGCGCUGCUUGA
Aureobasidium subglaciale EXF-2481 is the source of this 306-nucleotide messenger RNA. RefSeq lists its product as uncharacterized. The coding region runs from base 1 to 306 and encodes 101 amino acids. The transcript is spliced from 3 exons. Gene Ontology annotation, cellular component: extracellular region. The record is from RefSeq and is a predicted model, not a curated record. Lineage: Eukaryota; Fungi; Ascomycota; Dothideomycetes; Dothideales; Saccotheciaceae.